Messenger RNA from Linnemannia hyalina, 1254 nucleotides. Lineage: Eukaryota; Fungi; Mortierellomycota; Mortierellomycetes; Mortierellales; Mortierellaceae. The record is from the annotation of a GenBank genome assembly.
AUGAACAUGUUCAACACAGACUCGGGAUUCAGACCCCCAUCGCCCCUCCCUUUUUCAGGCUCCAGCCACGGUCUCUUUGGCGAGCCUCUUUCUUUCGAUGACUUCAAGCUGUCGAACCAGGAUUUCUUGAACUUGCCUACGUCGCCUCCACCACUGGGAGCAGAUCCUUCGAUGCAGCUCUUCAACCCAUCCGAGCAACGCUACUUUUCCGAGUUCCUCGAUACAUUGGUUGUCGACCAGGACUUUACAUUCGACCCAAGCGCGAUACCCAACCUCCCCAACUUGCCCCUCUUCACACCCGAGACCAUGCCCGGGUCCUUUGUCGAUAACCCUUACAUGCUGAAUUCGGGGUCCUCAGCCUCGUCCCUAGCCAACCCUGGCUUGAUGAACAGCAUGGAUUUCGACAUGACCUCGCCUUCGUCGCAGUCAAGCUUUGGUCACUCUCUCCCUAAUCAUUUUGGUCAUGGGUUCCCGUCUUCGCCUCAACAGGGCGACUCGCCUGCCUCGCCUGGCUCACCCUCUGGCAACAACCCAUACACCAUCGCUGGAAUCGUCUCUGUGCCAACAAAGAGAAAAACCAACAAGUCUACAGACCGACGCAAGGGCACAUCCAUCAGCAGCGAUUCCUCCAAGAUCUCGACCCCUAUCCAACAACUGUCGAAGCUUUCAUUGAACAACAACAACAGUGGCAGCAACGGAAACAGCAACGGCGACAAUCAUGGACCUUCCAACCCCAAGAAGAACAAGCGGGACGAGGACGAGCAUCCCACUUCAUCUUCGCCAGUGUCGUCACCCCCCAACUCACGGGGUCAAAAGGAGGGCAGUCGAGAGCGCAAUACAUCGUACUCGGAUGGGUCUGUCUCGGAUGCAACCAAUUCCACCCCCAAUUCAACUACCCCUGCGACAACCAAGCGCAAGCCGUACAAGGAGUUGCUGACGGAAGAGGAGAAACGUGCGAACCACAUUGCGUCCGAGCAGAAGCGAAGGAAUACAAUUCGCAACGGAUUCAAGGACAUGACUGAUAUCAUACCCGACCUCAAGGACGUCAACAGCUCGAAAUCGACCAUCUUGUUCAAGGCUGUGGAUUUCAUCAAGCACCUUGAGAACCGGAACAGGAUGCUGCAGGAGAAGGCCAACCAGCUUGAGUCGAGACUGAUGAACCAGAGGGGCCACGGUCACUCCAAUGGCUCUGGCUUGGAUGACAAGAGGCUUCAGGAUAUCCCCCACAUCUACCCUGUCUCCUGUAGUCGGUAA